Molecule: messenger RNA, 872 nt
Organism: Plutella xylostella (diamondback moth)
Lineage: Eukaryota; Metazoa; Arthropoda; Insecta; Lepidoptera; Plutellidae
Product: trypsin CFT-1-like
Biological process (GO): proteolysis
Molecular function (GO): serine-type endopeptidase activity
Source: RefSeq, a predicted model, not a curated record
AAUUAGUAUAAAUGACACUACUGUGCCAAAGUUUAUAACAUAACAAUGAGGUGUGCCAUCAUAUUGACGGUGAUCAGCGUUGCAUUAGCGGCGUCGGUGCCUGCGCCGGCGCAGCAGCGUAUAGUCGGCGGCCGACCCACCACAGUCGACAAGUACCCGUUUGCUGGGAACACGCAAAUCUCUGAAAAUGGCAUAGUAUGGCUCUCUCAAUGUGGAGGUACCUUGAUCAGUACCACCGCUGUACUGUCCGCAGCUCACUGCUUCGAUUUCGGGUUUCCAGCUAGAUAUUAUGGCGUUCGCCUUGGAAGUUCUUACCCUAGCAGCGGAGGAACCGUCUUCAAUCUAGCUUCAUACGUGAACCAUCCUGAAUACAACACUCCGUAUCACGCCAACGAUGUGACCAUUCUGAAACUGGCCACGCCUGUCGUAUUCGAUGACCUCAAGAGAAAUGCUCGCAUCCCCGCCCCUGUGUUCCCGAUAGCAGAUGGCGCUGAAUUGACUGUGAUUGGUUGGGGCAGUUUGUAUACUGAUGGUCCAGCACCGGAGAUCCUCCAAGAAGUCCAGCUGAACAAAGUUGACACGAAGAUUUGCGCCGAACGCUACCGAACCCUCAAUGCAGAAUUACUACCGUACCCUGACGUCAUCGACACAAUGUUAUGCAGUGGCAUCGAUGCCGGCGGCAAGAGUUCCUGUCACGGAGACUCGGGAGGUCCCGUCUUGUUGAAUGAGGAUAUUGUAGUUGGAAUCGUCUCCUGGAGUCACCAGAACUGCGGUGAACCGAUGUACCCUGGCGUCAACACGCUCGUCAGCGCCUUUAGUGACUGGAUUGUUGCAAAUGCUUAGGUUAACAAGAAAUAAAUGAUGUGUGUACU